Molecule: messenger RNA, 731 nt
Organism: Archocentrus centrarchus (flier cichlid)
Lineage: Eukaryota; Metazoa; Chordata; Actinopteri; Cichliformes; Cichlidae
Gene: atp5mc3a
Product: ATP synthase membrane subunit c locus 3a
Exons: 5
Coding region: 116-535 (139 amino acids)
Biological process (GO): proton transmembrane transport; proton motive force-driven ATP synthesis
Molecular function (GO): proton transmembrane transporter activity
Source: RefSeq, a predicted model, not a curated record
UACAAACACCGUAUCGCGCAUGCGCACUCUUCCACUGUGGUUCGACCUCUGCAGUCGAGAGACCCGGGCUUCAACCAGAUUUGACCGAACCGGUGAAAACAACAUAAAGUAGAAAAUGUACGCCUGCGCAAAGUUCGUCUCCACGCCGGCUGUGGUCCGUGCUGGUUCCCGGGCUCUUUACAGACCUCUGUCUGCCUCUGUGCUGUCCAGGCCUGAUGUCAAAUCAGAGAGCACUGUUGCUCUGAUGCCCCAGAGCCCCCUCAGCCAGGUUACACUGAGAGGCUUCCAGACCAGUGCCGUCAGCAGGGACAUUGACACCGCAGCCAAGUUCAUUGGCGCUGGAGCCGCCACUGUCGGAGUAGCUGGAUCUGGUGCCGGAAUUGGGACAGUGUUUGGUAGUCUCAUCAUCGGCUAUGCUAGGAACCCAUCUCUGAAGCAACAGCUGUUUUCAUAUGCUAUCCUGGGAUUCGCCCUGUCUGAAGCCAUGGGACUGUUCUGUUUGAUGGUGGCUUUUCUUAUCCUGUUCGCUAUGUAAAACUCUGCCGUCAGACAACAGUUUCAUUACAGAUGUGACUACAUAUUUUAUUGUGGCUACCAAAAUUGUUCUGUGUUGGUGUCAUGGAAAAUGUACAUUUUCAAAUCUUUUAGACACUGUCAAAAAAGCCAAGACAUGUAUUGUACAAAUGUAAGAAAUUACGUGAUUAAAAUACAUGUGUUUGACUAUUUAAAAA